Molecule: messenger RNA, 878 nt
Organism: Lemur catta (Ring-tailed lemur)
Lineage: Eukaryota; Metazoa; Chordata; Mammalia; Primates; Lemuridae
Gene: PSMB1
Product: proteasome 20S subunit beta 1
Exons: 6
Coding region: 82-807 (241 amino acids)
Cellular component (GO): proteasome core complex
Source: RefSeq, a predicted model, not a curated record
GGUGAAGCCGGAAGUGGCGCCUCGUCCGGCCGAGCCGCCAUCUCGGCGUGAGACAGCAGGAGCCCCUGCCGGAGCCGCGCGAUGUUGUCCCCUGCAGCCGCGUACUCGGGUCCCGGCAGAGACCGGUGGAUGGAGCCGCACAGCGCCGCGGGCCCUUUGCAGCUGCGCUUUUCGCCCUACGCUUUCAACGGAGGUACUGUAUUGGCAAUUGCUGGAGAAGAUUUUUCAAUUGUUGCUUCUGACACUCGAUUGAGUGAAGGGUUUUCAAUUCAUACCCGAGACAGCCCCAAAUGUUACAAAUUAACAGACAAAACAGUCAUUGGAUGCAGUGGUUUUCAUGGAGACUGUCUUACCCUGACAAAGAUUAUUGAAGCAAGACUGAAGAUGUAUAAACAUUCCAAUAACAAGGCCAUGACUACGGGGGCCAUUGCUGCAAUGCUGUCUACGAUCCUGUAUUCAAGGCGCUUCUUUCCGUACUAUGUUUACAACAUCAUCGGUGGACUUGAUGAAGAAGGAAAGGGAGCUGUGUACAGCUUUGACCCGGUGGGGUCCUACCAGAGAGACUCCUUCAAGGCCGGAGGCUCGGCCAGUGCCAUGCUGCAGCCCCUGCUCGAUAACCAGGUUGGUUUUAAGAACAUGCAGAAUGUGGAGCACGUGCCACUGUCCUUGGAUAGAGCCAUGCGGCUGGUGAAAGACGUCUUCAUUUCUGCGGCCGAGAGGGAUGUAUACACCGGGGACGCGCUCAGGAUCUGCAUUGUGACCCGAGACGGCACCCGGGAGGAGACGGUUCCCCUGAGGAAGGACUGAGCGGCGCCUUUGUGCCGAGCCGCCUGCUGCUGUACCUUGGAAUUUGUUUAUUAAAAAGGCCUGACAUGCUC